GGCACUUCAGUCUCUGUAAGCCGACAAUCGCUUGCGGACCGCCAGCUCGAUCAGUUCAGCCCUGUGUGGAUUGAUCUUCCCGGAGCCAGUCGCACGAGCAAUUGUUCUCUUCCCGUUCGUUUCAACCUUUUUUUUUUCUUUUUGGCGCGCGUCCGUUCGCGGCUCUCCCGCAGAAUUCUACUAAAUUAUACUCUUAAUUCCCACACACCGACUUCCCGGUCGGGCGUAUCGCGUUGUGUCGUGUGUGUGUGUGUGCGCGCGCUAAAUGUGGUUUAAAGAAGAAAAAAAUCACGAAGAGAAAUAACCAUCACUUCCAAGGAAUUCAAACGAAUAAUAAUUUCAUACAGAAAAAUUCCGUUUGAUAUACUCCAAGGGAGAAGUGAAUAUCCCACUUCAAGUGCUUUUGCUGCUUUGUGCAGAAAUAGUAGAACACAACAGUGAGCGAAAUUUACGCGGAAGUGUCCAAAUGUGAAGAACAAACUAUCGGUCGCAAGACUUUUCUGUGAACUUCAUACAGUUGUUUGCUUAACUUUUGCCUCAUCCGGUGAGGGAGGUUUUGCAGUUCAGACAAUUUACGCUAUUAUUACUGCUUUUAGACGGUUUUUGUUUUGUCGGAACAUUGGCAGUUUUGAUACCACAAACUACACAGUAAUAGUGUAGAAAAAAAAUAAAAAAAAGGUUUAACCAAUUCACCUGCGUGUUUUUGUACGCAACCAAGUGUCCAAGUGUUUUGUGCCGCGUAUGUGGAGAAAGGCUUACAAUUGCCGAAUGGCGCAGCAGCAGCAACCAUCAUCGUCACCUGUUUCCAUUGCGCUCCGGUGGUGAAAAAAAUCUAAAAUCCGGGCGGUGAAAAGAAAAGCUCAUCUCACUGCUCUGCACAGCCGGAUUCUCACCCGGUGCAUAUUUCACAAAUGUCGUACGCGAAAAUGUCGCACAAUAAAGCACGGACAGCGCUGUAGCAAAAAAAAACGGAAAGUGAAAACAUCCGUGUGCGUGGGUGGAACCCCCCGUGCGUGUGUGUGAAUCUGUUGUGUUUCUGUGUGUGGAUACGUGCGUUUUUUUUUCUUUCUAAAUGUGCCCUGUGUGUGUUUGUGCGUAAUAAAGGAGGUGUGUAGCAGCAAUUUUGGCUUAAUGCGUCACAUAUUGCGUAUUGUGAGUUGAAUACUGGUUCGCACAACAUAAAGUUCAUCGAAAAAGUGCAAUUCUUUUUUGUGCGCCGCGACAUUUCCCCCCCCCCCCCCCCCCCCCCCCCCCCCCCCCCCCCCCUUUGGAGUGAGAAUUUUUCCCAAGGGGGCGAAAAAAAAAAUAAUAAGAAGCAUAUUCGCGCGUGACGUGUGAAAGACGAAUCUGAAUUUCGUCUCACUUCUUUCUCACUCGUUCCACCCCCCGGGGGGGCGUUUGUGCAAAAAAGGAAGUGGCAAACCUCUCCUUCACACAGCUGAAAACUGAAAAUUCUACUAUCAAACUUGUUCGGCCCCCGAAAAAAACCCACCCAAAAGGAAGUUUUUUCUGGGGUACAGAGAGGGAGAGAGAGAAAGAGCGAGAAAAAAAGGAACAAAACGCAUCCCACAAUCAAACAUUGGCGUCUCAUCAAACAAUUAAUUCGAAUUUGAUCGUGAACUGGUGUGCAAAAAAAAAGGUGUAAAGGUGUGAUACACGUACACACACUUUCUGGCUUCCUUGUAGUGUGUUUAAGGGUGUAGUUUUCAAACGCGAAAAUACCCUUGUAUGUGUUAUAAAUUCUGAUAAAGAAAAAAGAAAAUUAAAGCAGAAAACUAUAUCCGUGUGUGGCGGAGGAUAAAAGCAGAGAGAAACGAGAGAUCGAUAGGCAAAAUAAUUAUUGAUCCGGUUUUUUUUAUACACUCGCGCACUAUCAUCACUCCCCCGUCGAUCACACUACUAUCAACUUUGCUUUUAGUGAGACAAAUAAAGGUGAGAAAAAAAAGCGGGCGAUAUUAGCCUGUAUAUAGCCCCGACAGCCAAUUUAUCGGGCUACUACAAAGGAGUGUUCUCUAGUGGUUUCGCUUUGUGGCUCUGCUUUUGGCUAAAAUAGACAUAAAUACGAACUGCCCCGCGAUAGUGAAAUAAUUAAUUAUUUGCACCCAAAAGCAUUACCCUUAAAGUUCGGUGUUUAUCACUACGGAUUCGUGUGCUGUGAAUUUGAAGAAAAAGGGGAAGAAAAAGGCACUACACACAGAAAAGGUUAAUUAUGGUUUCACAUCAGGAACAUUGGGAACAAACGAUCAAGAUGGAAACGAUCGACGACGCAGACACGAGCGAUUUUAACCAGAUAGACCUAUCGAAGGUAGAGCAGCUGUUCGAGGGUGGCAUCUCACCAGUAUGUACCGUGCCGGAUAAUUCUAUCUCGGUAAUGAGUUGUGACAGUCCCUAUUACGGGACGUUUUACGAUAGGGACAAGCAACCCGAUCAGAAAACACAAAUCCGCCAUGAUUGUAUGUGGGCCGGUAUGUGUGCUGAUCAGUCCCAUCCGGAAAAGAGCAGUGUUGGAUGUGGAGGAUGUCCUCGACAUCAGCUGCAUCAACAGCAAAAACAACAAACGCAGCAGCAGCAACAGCAACUGCAACAUCAACAACAACAGUUCUCGUCAAUAAUUGAUACAGCCGGAAAUCUGAUGCCUUCGAAGAAUCUUCUUAAGGUAGCAAAGAUUUCAGAGCAGCAGCAGCAAACAGGAAAAAUUGACGAAAAAGCGAAAAGUGUUGUGGCAAACUGUACAGCACUUUCUGCUUCCCACACCAACACCACCACCACCACCACAACCCUGCCAGUUGCCAUGAAAUCGAUGAUAAACAGUUUGCGGACACCGUUCAAAGAGGCACAAACCUCGGCACAGAUACCGGCCGGCAGCUCGCUGCUCAUCCGCCGUCAGCAGCAACUUUCUUCCGCGAUGUUCAUCCAGAACUACAAACAAUUACCGCCCUCGCCACCAUCGUCCUCGGAAAGCUGUACCAGCUUGAGCGAAGGCGGCGGCGCCGGUGGAAGUGAGCCGGGUGAUACGAGUGUGCGGGUGCGCGUACCGAAUCUGCCGCGCGCCUCCUUUCUGCGGGUGCGCGAACAGGAAGCACGCAGUAUAGCGGCCCAAAACCAUGCGCGGCCCGAUACACCCCUCAGUCUGGACGAUGAUCCGCUCGAGUUCAAGCAUAACCUCGAUCUGGUCGCUACCUGUACGAUAGGGUCCAACCAGCAAAGUCUGCUGCGUACUGCGUCCUCCUCACCGUCACCGAUCACCGCUAACAGCAGCUCGUCUUCCUCCGGCAAUGGUAGUGCCAGCAUUAAUGUCGCACCAACCACCUCCAGUAACAAUUUUAGCACGGCAACUACGUCGGGUGGAGCAGAAUCUCGUACGGGCGGGUUGUUUGGACGGUUGGGUGGGAACUGUACUUGUGGUGCGGGCAGUAUUACCAACACCAGCAGUAUAGGUAGUGGCAGCUGCCAUACGACCCAGUGUUACUACAACUACCUGGUCGACACGAGCAGUACGGAGGACAUGCGUAAGAAGCAGCUCGACGAUCCGUACGGUUUGAGUGAGUACUUGUACAAUCAAAGCGCGAUACCGCGGCCAGACUCGCCGUACAGUUUGCUCGAACAGGUGCUGAGCGAUUUGCGCGAGAUCGAUGAUAAUAGUCAGACGCACAGCUACCUGCUGGAUGAUCAGCAAAGCUCAUCGGCGACCUCCUCCGGUGUACUGCCGAAAGACGGCGUACAAUUCUCACUUCAUCCUCAGCAACAGCAGCAGCAGCACAGCCAACGCAACCACCACCAAUCCUCACUAGCGCCGUGCGGUGGUGGGCUGAGCGGUGGUGCACAUGCCGCCUGCAACAAGGAGUGCUGCUGGAGCAGUCUGGAGCUGUCCCAUCAUCUUGCGUCGCCCGGUAAUGAGCGCAAACGGCGGCAUCAAUUCGCCCACCGGCGGCGAAGCUUUACCGCGCGCGGCUGGAUCAGCGACGACGAUGAGGACGAGGAAGAUGAUGUGCUGAAACAUUUGGAAGAGGAUGAUGAGGAGCUCGAGAAGCAUUUCGAGCAGAUUACGGCUAGCAUCAAUCCCGUCUUCCCGAACACUUCCAUCUGGGAGGAUGACGACGAGGAAGAAGAGGAUGACGAGGAGGAAGACGAGGAGGAAAGUGAGGAGGAGGAGGAUGAGGAUGAGGAAAAAGAUGACCGUGAGGUAGAUGAGGAGGAAGAUGAAGAGGAGGAGGAGGAAGACGCCCAGAACGGAAGCAUGUACGGUGGUGACAGCAGCAGUAGCCGGAGUCGAAGCCGGAACAGAACAUCGCGGCAUCAUCGCUACCGCAAUCAAUAUAACCAUCAGCACAGGCGGAGUGUUGCACGCGCCUCCUACCGUCCGUACGAUGGUGAGCAGUACGGUAAUGGCAAAUGCCAGAAGUUGCAAACCACCAAUUUGCUUGCAAACGGUACAGUCAGCACAAUCAUUGCCGGUUCCGGUGCGUCCCUCAAGUCGUCUAUCCUCGGUACGAAGGGUAGCACAAGCUGCAAUGGCAGCAACGGCAGCAUGAGCAAUGCGUCUGCCACAUCCACCGCUGGUCACGCGCAACAGUCAGCUGGUGCUACCGGCAACUCCUAUCAGGCGACACACUUUGGCGAUCAUAGCUAUACCCGGCCGAAGGGUGGCUACAACAUGAACGAGCUUGGCGUACAGACACCAUCUGACUCUGAUGAAGAAAUCGACGUGGUGUCUGUUGGCGAUAAAAACCUUCCGACGAACCCGACCGAACGGGACUACCGUCAUUUGCAAUCGGAAGUAGCGAGCAAGAUACGGACGGCAUCGUCACGCGGUACCACGAAUGGUUCGCUACCGUACGGUUCGAGUGCGCACCAUCACCACUACCAGCGUCAGCAUCAGCUGGGCGAUGGUCCGAGGCAGGGCCUUAACCAUCUCGGCGGCAUUUAUCCAACGCCGGCCAGCUCGACGACGAUAUCCGGUGCCAACACACCACUACCGACGCGAAGUGGUGGUGCGAGUGCCGCAUCCUCACCUCCGCCCGCCUGCACCACCGGCACGUCCGGUUCUGCAUCACGGAAAAGGCCGGUCGGUGGCGGCAGCAGCAGCAGCAAACGUUCGUCCAACUCAAGCAAACGAAUGCGGCCGGCCCAUUCGAAGCGUGGGGACGGCAAUGGUGGCCGGUACGAUUCGUGCGCACUGACGGAAGAGCUGGACACGGUGGAGAAGCGCAACCUGCACAACAACCUCGAACGGCAGCGCCGCAUCGGGCUGAAGAAUUUGUUCGAGGAGCUGAAACGGCAGAUACCGCAGCUGCGCGACAAGGACCGUGCGCCCAAGGUAAACAUAUUGCGUGAGGCUGCAACCCUAUGCAACCGUCUCAAUCAGGAGGCCGAACAAGUGAAUGAGCUUCGUCAGCAGCAGAUAAAGCUGUACGAACGCGUGCGCUAUUUGCGUGCCACGAUGCACAGUCAUCGGCACGGUGUGGAGUAAACCUGAGGGGCAGUGGGCGAGAACCUGAAGAGUGAGAGAAAACAAGGUACGGUAGAUAGCGGGAAGAAGAGAGUUCGAAAGAUACCUAGGAAAGGAUGUUGACUCCCACACGUGUGUCGGGUAAUAUGUUGCUGGUACACCACGCAUGAUCUUGUUUUUUGUUUUAAUUGGUUUUGCUAAUAUACAUUGGCAAAACCACAGCGAGAGACGAAUAGAAUAAACAAUUGAAGAAUUGGUUAGAGCUUAGGAGAGAAUAGGGGGGAGGGAUAUUAACGGAUAUGAAACAAACUAAUAGUUCCUGAUUUUUUGUUUUGGUUUGUUUGUAAACAAAAUCAAGCCUAACGUGUUAUUAAUAAUUUGUUCGAUGCGAUUGUACAUAGCUGGGAUUUAUAGUGGGAUAUGAAAUUUAGCGAUCUAAAGAUAACUAGAACUCGCUUUAAAAAGAGGAGAGCAUGAAACCCUUAAAAUUCAUCGUUGUGUUAAUUCUGAUACAGUGUUGACCAUUCGUUUAAGUCUUUUUGUUUUUUUUUCUCUUCUUUUUAUCUUUAACUUUUGUAAUCGAAAGGAUGCAUUUUUUUCUUCUUCCUAUUAAAUAUAUAAAUAUACAUAUACAUACAUGAUAUAUGAUGUCUGAUAACAGACUUGUACAGCACAGCAAGGAACCCCACUAGAGAGGGGGACAAGCAAAGACCUCUCUCGAGUGAAUCCGUUUACCUUUCUUACCUGUUUUUUGUCGGUCUAUACCCGUUGCUGCUAUUAGGUUUAAGAAUGCGCAGUUAAAUGUGCUCAGCCGACAAAAGGAAUAUAUAGUUUAUUGCGAAAGUUGAACCGUAAAUGGAACCGAAGGAUAUUACAGCUUUUUUUUUGUUUUGGGUGUGGUAUAUGGUACGCAGAAUGCGUCCGAAAGCACCCCCAAACACCCGUACCGAACGGUUUUGGGGAAUGGAAUUGCUCUGAGAAUCUUACCGAGUGCGUUAGGUUAUUGAGUUUGUUUUUUUUUAUAUACAUAUAUAUUUCUUUUACGAACAAUUGCUUGCUGCUGGGCGGUAAUAUUAUAAUUAUACUUUGCCUUUGGAAAGAUCGCGACAUUGAUCUAGCAAGGUUUAGAGUAAAGGGCAAGCAGGACAAGCAUAUGGUCUUGCUAUAUUAAACUCUCUCACUCUCUCUCAUUGGCUUCCUCUUUUGACACUAUGCACUAAAAUGCAAAAAAAAGUAGUUUGCUUUGCACAAGGUUAAUCGAACGAGAUGAUCCGUUUUAUGUGUGUAAGCGUUGUGAAAAUCGGGGAGAGCAUAAACAGCAUUUAUUCGUGCUUCGAAACUAUUAGUGAAGCUAUUGUACAUUCACAAAAAAAAAACUAAUAACACGAUUGCAUAUUAGGUAUUAUAUAUAAGAGAGUGCAUUUGCUGCACUCCAUAUAAACAUAAAACAAAAAAAACAAAAACACACAAACACGUAGAACAGGAUAUAUAAA
Molecule: messenger RNA, 6942 nt
Organism: Anopheles funestus (African malaria mosquito)
Lineage: Eukaryota; Metazoa; Arthropoda; Insecta; Diptera; Culicidae
Gene: Myc
Product: serine-rich adhesin for platelets
Exons: 3
Coding region: 2210-5470 (1086 amino acids)
Biological process (GO): regulation of transcription by RNA polymerase II
Molecular function (GO): DNA-binding transcription factor activity, RNA polymerase II-specific; RNA polymerase II cis-regulatory region sequence-specific DNA binding; protein dimerization activity
Source: RefSeq, a predicted model, not a curated record